CUUUGUCCGGAGAGUGCAGGCUUAAAUCCACGAGAUGCCGUGCAGCUGUCGCCGCUCCGGCCAUCCCCCUCUCGUCCUCCGCCGCUAAUGGCGUCCCAAUCCGCGGCUCUGGAGACUCCACCACCUCCCAUUGCUGCCACAGGCGAAGGACGCUUCGUUCGUCCCCUCCUCCUCCGCCGCGAGCCAACCCCUCCCUCGAUCUGAGAUGGCGAACUCGGUCGACGUGGUGUUGGAUUUUUUGAGGAGAAAUCGGUUUACAAAGGCUGAAGCUGCUCUGCGAGGAGAACUCAGUAGCCGGCCGGAUCUGAACGGGUCCCUACAAGAAUGCCUUUCGAUAGAGAAGGAAGAAGCGAGAGAAGCUAGCAUAGCAGCUGCCAAUGCAAGGAAAGUUGGUGCUGCUAUGCAUUCGGGAGACAGUUCUAAGGAGCUCAUCAUUAAGGAGGUUGAAGUAAGGAGUAUUGGAAAUGGGUCUGGAAGCAAGAAGGGUGUUGUUCUUGAUCAGGGUAUUGACUCAUCAGAUUUGUACCCUUGGAACUAUUGCUCGAUUGAUGGUCCUGCUGAUCCGUUCUCAAAGGAUACCGACAAGAUCGCGAACAACUUCUCUGAUCUCCUGAUAUCUGGUCGGAGAAAGUACUGGUCAGGUCCAAUGGUGUCAGACAAGAGGGAUGUUGCUGUUGGAACGGAGCCGGAAUUUUUUAUGGAACAUAGGAGUUCUUGCAUCAGGGGCACGGGUAAAUCAAAGGUUGAAGUAGAGCCUGUCAUCCAUCAGAUGAGUGAAUAUGGAGCCAGUGGUUCUUACUCCAAGGAUAAUUUGCUGGAUAACUCAUGGCUGAAAUGUGAGGUGACGUCGAAGGACUGUUCUGUGAAAACAAUGUUUCCUUUUUCUGGUCGGGAUGCGCCAACAAGCUUUGAUGGUAGUCUAGGUUGUAGUGAUGAUGGAAAAGAGAGGAGGAAGAAAGCAGAAAGCAAUGAUAUCCAUGAAGUAGCAAAUGAACAGCUAGAUAAUGUGAGUAGGACUUUCCAGUCUGGGAAGUCUCAAGAAAGAUCAGAGCAAAAGUUUAUCAGUAGCUUUAACUUAUCACUUGAUGUGCGGAAUCAAAAGGAAGAGCUGCCCCGGCUGCCUCCUGUUAAGCUCAAGUCUGAGGAUAAGCCAGUACCUAUUAAUUGGGAGGAAAAGUCUGAUCAUCAUGGAUUGGGCAUAAAGCCUCUUGGUGCAGAUAACACCUUCUCGAUGGGCUCUUUUCUUGAUGUGCCUGUUGGCCAAGAGAUUAACCUUUCAGGUGAAAAGCAACCUGUCAGUACUAGUUGGCUUUCCAUAAGCCAAGGAAUUACUGAAGAUACUUCUGAUUUAGUAUCUGGUUUUGCUACUGUUGGUGAUGAAUCAGUUGACUAUCCAAAUGAAUAUUGGGAUUCUGAUGAAUAUGAUGAUGAUGAUGAUGUUGGCUACACAAGACAACCAAUAGAAGAUGAAACUUGGUUUCUAUCUCAUGAAAUUGACUAUCCAUGUGACGAUGAAAAAGGAACAGGACAUGGUAGUGCUCCUGAUCAGCUGGAUCGACUUCCAAUGAAGGAUGAAGAUGAUGAGCAAUCUUUUGCCGAAGAAGACUCCUACUUCUCAGGGGGGCAGUAUCUCCAUACAAAAAAUGUAGAACAAGUUGCUGCUUUGGAGGAUCCCAUGGCAUACGUGACAUCUGACAUGUAUGGUAGAACAGCUGAAAAUGAUUUAAUAGCUCAGUAUGAUGGGCAAUUGAUGGAUGUCGAAGAACUUAACUUAAUGCGUGCAGAACCAGUUUGGCAGGGCUUUGUUACCAAAAGUGAUGAACUGAUUAUGUUAGAAAAUGGGAAAGUUCUGAAUGAGUACGAGCAGCCUAAGCCUAAUGAUCUCUGCAUAGAUGAUGAUCAGCUUGGUUCCGUCAGAUCCAUUGGUGUGGGCAUUAAUAGUGAUGCUGCUGAUAUCGGCAGUGAAGUCCGUGACAGUUUGGUUGGAGGAAGUAGCGAAGGAGACAUAGAAUACUUUCAUGAUCAUGACGUUGGUAUGGGUGGUAUCAGACAGUCUCAGCCUGGCACAAAUAAGAGUUAUUUAUUUCAGAAAAAGAUGGACAAAAUGAAGAAAACUAAACAAAAGUCGGAUAUAUAUGUCAUGGCUCUUGAAAAGGGCUUUUUCCCGAUGGGCAUGGAUUAUAGAGAUGGUGGAUUUUCUUUUCGACCGCCUUCAGGAACUAGAGAUAUGUUGUGCCCUGAUUCUGCUAAUACUCUAUGGUCAACCAAGGGUAAUGCUGUUGAUGGUGAUGAUGAUGAACCUGCCAUUGGCACGAGUACUGAUGAUAUGCUUGCCACAUGGAGACAGAAAAGCAGUGAUUGUUCACCAACAAAGAGCUCCAAGAAUGAAAAAAUUGCUGAUGCUAUAAGAUCAAGAAACUCAAUUGUGUCAUCAGUAUCAAGCUAUGCUAAUGCUGAGAGGGAGGAUGGUAAGAAAGGUCAUUAUGAGAAAGCAAUUGAUGCAAUAGAAGAAGAACAAGAGACUGGAACAACACUGGAGGAUGAAGAAGCAGCUGCAGUACAGGAGCAAGUAAGACAGAUCAAAUCUCAGGAAGAGGAAUUUGAAACCUUUGACCUCAAAAUUGUGCAUAGAAAAAACAGAACCGGUUUUGAGGAGGAUAAAAGUUUCCAUGUUGUGCUGAAUUCAGUGAUUGCGGGGCGUUAUCAUGUUACCGAAUACCUGGGAUCUGCUGCAUUCAGCAAAGCUAUUCAAGCGCAUGACUUGCACACUGGCAUGGAUGUAUGUGUGAAAAUUAUAAAGAACAACAAAGAUUUUUUUGAUCAAAGCCUUGAUGAAAUUAAACUUCUAAAAUUUGUCAACAAGAAUGAUCCUGCUGACAAGUACCAUAUUUUGCGCCUUUAUGAUUACUUCUAUUAUCGGGAGCACUUGUUGAUAGUUUGUGAACUUCUCAAGGCCAAUUUAUAUGAGUUCCACAAGUUCAAUAGAGAGGCUGGAGGGGAGGUUUAUUUCACAAUGCCAAGGCUGCAGUCAAUUACCAUUCAGUGUUUGGAGGCACUUCAAUUUCUACAUGGCCUUGGUCUUAUCCAUUGUGAUUUGAAGCCUGAGAAUAUUUUGAUAAAAAGCUAUAGUAGGUGUGAAGUGAAGGUCAUUGACCUUGGUAGUAGUUGCUUCCGAACUGAUCACCUAUGUUCUUAUGUACAGUCCCGAUCUUAUCGUGCACCUGAAGUCAUCUUAGGCCUUCCAUAUGAUGAAAAGAUUGACAUAUGGUCGCUUGGAUGCAUCUUGGCUGAACUUUGUACUGGAAAUGUUCUCUUUACAAAUGAUUCUCCUGCAACUUUACUCGCCCGUGUUAUUGGUAUCAUAGGCUCCAUUGAUCAAGUUAUGCUUGCUAAGGGACGGGAUACAUACAAAUAUUUCACAAAAAGCUAUAUGUUGUAUGAAAGAAAUCAGGAAACCAAUAGGCUGGAGUACUUGUUUCCAAAGAGGACAUCAAUACGGCACCGGCUGCCCAUGGGUGACCAAGGCUUUAUCGAUUUUGUUGCUUAUCUUCUUGAGAUAAAUCCUGAGAAGCGGCCAACAGCAUCAGAAGCACUGAAACAUCCUUGGCUAUCUUAUCCAUACGAGCCCAUAUCAUCCUGAGGCAAAUCCCUGGACGUGUAACCAUAUCAUCAUGAGGCAAAUCCCUGGAUGUAUAGCCUAUGUGAGCUACCUUCCAAGCAGUACUCCUGCAGGAAAUGCUCUCACUUGCAUCACUAAUUCAUGCCUGCAUCACGGUAUGUCGUAACUGCAGACCUGUAGAUUUCUACGAUGGCUAAAACAAUCCACUGUUAUCAGAUGGUUGGGGCGUCUUUGCUGCUUAAACAUUUCGCCUCUUAAAAAAUGGUGCUUCAAUUUGUGAUUGCCCUCCAGUGCGGCGUGCUAUUGUACUCUUCAUUUUUCUGUUCUAAGGUGUAGUGCAUGUAGAAAUGCAGUGAUUAAUUCCUUUAUGAAUAGGGGAAGUUUCCUGUUGUAUAUGAUGUGAUUAUGGUCAAGGCUUUAUGCUAUAUUUUACUGGUUAUUUCCUGGAAACAGUGCUUCAGUUCUGUUCAGAAAUUUUUUAGAUAUUUAUUAGACA
Elaeis guineensis (African oil palm) is the source of this 4115-nucleotide messenger RNA. RefSeq lists its product as uncharacterized. The record is from RefSeq and is a predicted model, not a curated record. NCBI's taxonomy places the organism in Eukaryota, Viridiplantae, Streptophyta, Magnoliopsida, Arecales, Arecaceae. Gene Ontology annotation, biological process: peptidyl-serine phosphorylation; peptidyl-threonine phosphorylation. Gene Ontology annotation, molecular function: ATP binding; protein serine/threonine kinase activity.